CGGCAGUUCGAGGCAAGCAAAGUCGGCCGGGCUGGAGAGGGAGCCCGGGGAGCCUGGAUGCGGAGCCGACGGGCGCCGGAGCUUUGGCGGGCCAGCCGAAAGGCACGAGCAGACGGACCGCCGGCGCCCUCUCGCUCCGCGGAGCGCGCCAACCUUGCGGAGGGCUGAGGAAGCGAGCCAGCUGCCACCCCCGGACCCCUCGGCCGGCUCCUAUGGGCACGAAACACUCUUCCCGCUGCCUGCUCCUCAGGAGGAAAAUGGCGGAAAGCGCGGCGGAGAACACCGAGGUUGGCAGUGGCUCUUCCCAGCCCAUUCAGCCUCCAGCUGUUCCAAAGCCUGUCCAAUCCACCAUUCCUGUUCCAGGCAGAGGAAAAAUAGCAAAACUCCUGAAUCCAGAAGAGAUGACAUCAAGGGAUUAUUACUUUGAUUCAUAUGCCCACUUUGGGAUUCAUGAGGAGAUGUUGAAGGAUGAGGUGCGCACAUUAACGUACAGGAACUCCAUGUAUCACAAUAAACAUGUUUUUAAGGAUAAGAUUGUGUUGGAUGUUGGAAGUGGCACAGGGAUCCUUUCAAUGUUUGCAGCAAAGGCAGGAGCCAAGAAAGUUUAUGGGAUUGAAUGUUCCAGUAUAUCUGACUACUCAGAAAAAAUUGUCAAGGCAAAUCACUUGGACCACAUAAUCACAAUAUUUAAGGGUAAAGUAGAAGAAGUUGAAUUGCCUGUGGACAAAGUAGACAUCAUCGUCAGUGAAUGGAUGGGCUACUCACUUUUCUAUGAGUCCAUGCUUAACACUGUCAUCUUCGCUAGAGACAAGUGGCUGAAACCUGGGGGACUUAUGUUUCCAGACCGGGCUGCAUUGUAUGUGCUAGCAAUUGAAGAUAGGCAGUACAAAGACUUCAAAAUCCACUGGUGGGAGAAUGUAUAUGGCUUUGAUAUGACCUGUAUCAGGGAUGUUGCCAUGAAGGAACCCUUGGUGGACAUUGUAGACCCAAAGCAGGAAGUGGAUAUUUAUACAGUGAAGACUGAGGACCUGGUGUUUACCUCUGCCUUUUGCCUCCAAAUUCAGCGCAAUGACUACAUUCACGCCUUGGUUACUUACUUUAAUAUAGAAUUUACAAAGUGCCACAAGAAAAUAGGGUUUUCUACAGCACCAGAUGCCCCUUACACCCACUGGAAGCAAACUGUCUUCUACCUGGAGGACUACCUAACUGUAAGAAGGGGUGAAGAACUCUAUGGAAGUAUAUCCAUAAAGCCAAAUGAAAAAAAUGUGCUAGCUGAGGAAACAUUGAAAUUGCAAUCCUGAACACACAUUCUGCUGGAACCAGCAGGAUGGACGUGAGCAAAAUCUUUUAAUGAAUGAGCAGUCUUUCUUACCUGUUUACUGUACUUUCUGAAAAAUGCUUGAACUUGUUAGUACAAGCUAGGAGUUGGUUCAAAACAAAUAAGCACCAUUAUUUUAUGAAUACAGUGUUUGUUCUAUUUCUCUGUCUGUAAAAGUCGAUUUUGGUUCCUGGUUCAACGGCGGCAGUGGCAGUGAGGGACGUUGGAAUUGUGUUUCCAUUGUGAUGAGUUGUAUGGAACCGUCCCAAAAUUCACCACCUGGCAUUUAAGUAUGAAACAUACAGACUUGGAGCUUUAUGAAAUGGUGUGUUCCUUUCUUGCUGUAAACAA
Molecule: messenger RNA, 1669 nt
Organism: Lacerta agilis (Sand lizard)
Lineage: Eukaryota; Metazoa; Chordata; Lepidosauria; Squamata; Lacertidae
Gene: PRMT8
Product: protein arginine methyltransferase 8
Exons: 10
Coding region: 213-1301 (362 amino acids)
Biological process (GO): peptidyl-arginine methylation
Cellular component (GO): plasma membrane
Molecular function (GO): protein-arginine N-methyltransferase activity
Source: RefSeq, a predicted model, not a curated record